AUGGAGGAACCUCCUCAUCCUUGGAUCGUACCCUUGGUCGCAGAUCCCUAUUCACCAGAAACUGUUACAUCGCGUCUAAAAGAUUUGCUCGAUGGGAAAGAAGUAGGCGAUGUACCAGGACUACCCAAAGGCGACAGUCGGAAAAUCGCACUCUACAACGUUGUCCGUCAGCUUGACUUGUCAUUGAAGCCUGAAGCAAUUGAUGCUGUCUGGCACGCCGUGUUCAGCAUGGCAAAUAAGCUUUGGUGGUGCAGAGAUGACAUAGCAGAUGCAACUUAUUGGUGGACGGAGGAUUACCUACCAGAAGCGGCAAACGAUGCAAUACAAGAAGAAGACCCCGACGACGAUUACGGUUUAGUAGAUGGGUAUGAUAAACGUUGGAUCGCAACGGCUCUUGGGGCUGCACGCCUCUUCUCGCUCGAAUAUGGCUACUCUCCCUGGGCGUGGAACUCAUUCAUUGACGGGCUCGAGUUGGAGCCGGGAAGCGUGAUUUCUGACAGCAUGCGCAUUGGAUCCUGUGCUCAGCUGCUUGGAGCUGGGCAAAGGUUGAAGUUGCGCAUCCACGGUGGAGGAAGCAGAUUUGAGGGGCCCGGUCCCGGGGGGAGAUACUUGAAACGCCAGCCGCCCAAAACAGAGCAGGAAAAGAAACAGGGGGAAGAGUUUUGGCAAAAGGUGUUGAAGGCGUUGGAAGAUCAGCAACAGAACGCCGGAGAAAAAGCAGCAGCGAUUUUGCAGAAGACUUUGGAGCAUCUGAAGGCAGACGCGCCAGACAUGACCAGCAUCGAAGUCGCCAACAUUAUUUGGCCAAAAUCGACGUCGACGUGAACUUGAGUGGACCUUGGUAAAUCCGUGUACUUGCAUCUAGCUG
Laccaria bicolor S238N-H82 is the source of this 868-nucleotide messenger RNA. RefSeq lists its product as uncharacterized. Lineage: Eukaryota; Fungi; Basidiomycota; Agaricomycetes; Agaricales; Hydnangiaceae. The coding region runs from base 1 to 825 and encodes 274 amino acids. The transcript has a single exon. The record is from RefSeq and is a predicted model, not a curated record.